Molecule: messenger RNA, 775 nt
Organism: Chaetomium strumarium
Lineage: Eukaryota; Fungi; Ascomycota; Sordariomycetes; Sordariales; Chaetomiaceae
Product: ubiquitin-conjugating enzyme E2
Exons: 2
Coding region: 128-667 (179 amino acids)
Biological process (GO): protein polyubiquitination; ubiquitin-dependent protein catabolic process
Molecular function (GO): ubiquitin conjugating enzyme activity
Source: RefSeq, a predicted model, not a curated record
UGCCCCGCACCCGAUCUCCAAGACACGGACAGGCGCUGGCAGGCUUAUACGCCACGUCUUUACGGGGACUGAGAGGAAGAGAGGAGGAUAUAAUCCCUUACGAGGCGCGGAGGACGAUUCUGCAACCAUGGCCAGUUCAUCCGGUAUCUCGGCCGCGGCGGCUUCCCUCCUCAAGCGGCAACUGAAGGAGAUGCAAUCAGCCAAGGACAUCCCCGGCAUCUCGUGUGGCUUGGUAAACGACAGCAACAUAUUUGUGUGGGAGGUCAUGUUGAUGAUCAAUGACGACUGCAAAUACUACGGCGGCGGCAACUUCCGCGCACACCUCACCUUCCCCCCGACGUACCCGCACAUGCCCCCAAAGAUGGUCUUUCAGAAGCCCAUACCCUUCCACCCCAACAUCUACGCGAAUGGGGAGCUCUGCAUCAGCAUAUUGCACCCGCCUGAGGAGGACAAGUUCGGCUAUGAGGCGGCUAGCGAGCGGUGGAGUCCUGUGCAGACGCCCGAGACGAUCCUCCUGAGCGUCAUUAGCUUGUUUGAGGACCCGAACGACGAGAGUCCCGCGAAUGUCGAAGCAGCUAGGUUGCUUCGCGAGGAGAGGGAAGGCAAGAGCAAGGAGUUCAGGAGGCGGUGUCGGAAAUGUGUGAGGGAAAGCUUGGGCGAGGACUGAGAGGCUGUCGGAAGGAAGGCGUGUAGUCAAACCUGGGCUUAGCGGAGAACAGACCGGAUAUCCGCCAGGGUGCUUAUUGCGUAUCUGCUUCGGGGUGGGGCUGGAGGA